UGUAUUUGUAGGGUCCGACGCUUCCCCGAGUUACCAUCUCUGGGGUGGAGUUGGACGUUGUCCUUCGGGCGCCCAGCGCUGCCAGGAGACUCGCAGGAUCAUUUCUCACCGUCCGCUAUGCCUCAGGAAGUAGCUGCCUCUAAUUUGCACCUCCAACCCGGAGUGACCAUAAAAGUAGUCGGAGAAAUACCGAGUGACGCCAAGGAAUUAAAAUUGAACCUGGGAAAGGACCACAUUAACCUGGGCCUGCACAUGCAUGUACGAUUCAACUAUGGUGAUGACAACGAAGAAGUCAUCUACAGCACAAGGCUGGAAGGCUUUUUCGGCAAUGAACAAAAAGAGACUCACUUCCCCUUUGUGACAGGGAGCAGAGUGGAAGUUUCUAUCACCUUUGAUGGGAGGCACUUUACCGUGAGGCUGCCUGAUGGCUUUCAGUCAAAUUUUCCCAAUUUCCUUAACUUACCUGAAAUCAACUUCUUCGAAGUUCUUGGUGACUUCAAGGUUGGAAAGGUCAUCUUCAAAUGAGUCCUCUGAUCAAGUUGGCUUCAAACCAUUUUUGACUGUUGAAAGUCUCUUAUUACUAAUAAAAGU
Messenger RNA from Dromiciops gliroides (monito del monte), 591 nucleotides. Its product is annotated as galectin-1-like. The transcript is spliced from 4 exons. The record is from RefSeq and is a predicted model, not a curated record. The coding region runs from base 118 to 525 and encodes 135 amino acids. Lineage: Eukaryota; Metazoa; Chordata; Mammalia; Microbiotheria; Microbiotheriidae. Gene Ontology annotation, molecular function: carbohydrate binding; laminin binding.